AUGCUCGGAAGAAGAUGUUUUGCUUCCUCUGCGAAGCUUGCCAAGAUCAAAGUGAAGACCCCAGUUGUAGAGCUGGAUGGUGAUGAGAUGACCAGAAUUAUCUGGGACAAGAUAAAGAAGCAACUGAUCCUACCAUUCCUUGAUGUCGAUUUGAAGUACUACGACUUGUCUAUCCAGUCCCGUGACAAAACCAAGGACCAGAUCACACAUGACUCUGCUGAGGCUAUCAAGAAAUAUGGUGUCGGUGUCAAGUGUGCUACCAUCACCCCAGAUGAGGCCCGUGUUAAGGAGUUCAAUUUGACCAAGAUGUGGAAGUCUCCUAACGGUACAAUUAGAAACAUACUCGGUGGUACCGUCUUCAGAGAACCAAUUGUCAUCCCAAGAGUCCCCAGACUGGUUCCAGGUUGGGAAAAGCCAAUCAUCAUAGGUAGACACGCCCAUGGUGACCAGUACAAGGCUACUGAUGCCGUUAUACCUGGUCAAGGUAAGCUAGAACUUGUCUACAAGCCAAACGGCGACGCCUCCAAGGCCGAAGUUAUGGAAGUUUAUGACUAUAAGGGCCCAGGUGUUGCACUAGCAAUGUAUAAUACCGACGAAUCCAUCCGUGGUUUUGCCCAUUCGUCUUUCAAACUAGCACUACAAAAGAAAUUGAACUUGUUUUUGUCCACUAAAAACACUAUUCUAAAGAAAUACGAUGGUAGAUUCAAGGACAUCUUCCAAGAGGUCUACGAUUCAGAGUACAAACAGAAGUUUGCUGAAUUGAACAUCACAUAUGAGCACCGUCUAAUAGAUGACAUGGUUGCUCAGAUGAUCAAAUCUAAGGGUGGUUUUAUCAUGGCUUUGAAGAAUUACGAUGGUGAUGUGCAAUCCGACAUUGUUGCUCAAGGUUUUGGUUCUCUAGGUUUGAUGACUUCUAUUUUAAUCACUCCAGAUGGUAAGACCUUCGAAAGUGAAGCUGCUCACGGUACGGUCACAAGACACUACAGAAAGCACCAACAAGGUGAAGAAACUUCUACUAACUCCAUUGCCUCUAUUUUUGCUUGGACCAGAGGUCUAGCUAAGAGAGGUGAAUUGGAUGGUACUCCAGACGUUGUUAGAUUUGCCAACAUUUUAGAAUCUGCAACUUUGAACACUGUCCAACAAGAUGGCAUUAUGACCAAGGACCUUGCUUUAGCAUGUGGUAAGACUGAUAGAGCUUCUUAUGUCACUACCACUGAGUUUUUAGAUGCAGUAGAAAAGAGACUACAAACUGAAAUUAAAUCUAUUGACUAA
This is a messenger RNA of Nakaseomyces glabratus, 1272 nucleotides long. RefSeq names its product isocitrate dehydrogenase (NADP(+)) IDP1 (gene IDP1). Gene Ontology annotation, cellular component: mitochondrion. Gene Ontology annotation, biological process: NADP+ metabolic process; isocitrate metabolic process. Gene Ontology annotation, molecular function: NAD binding; isocitrate dehydrogenase (NADP+) activity; magnesium ion binding. Lineage: Eukaryota; Fungi; Ascomycota; Saccharomycetes; Saccharomycetales; Saccharomycetaceae. The record is from RefSeq and is a predicted model, not a curated record.